Drosophila bipectinata is the source of this 333-nucleotide messenger RNA. The record is from RefSeq and is a predicted model, not a curated record. Lineage: Eukaryota; Metazoa; Arthropoda; Insecta; Diptera; Drosophilidae.
AUGUUUCGUAAUGGCUCGAUCUAUAAAAUCAUAUGCAGAGCAAACGUGAAGAAUGAAGAUUCGGAUCUUGAGGAGUUGCUAUCGGUCACCGAAGCACCGAAGCCCAAAACUGUGGCCAAACCACCCAAGCGCAAAGUCGUGGCCCAACCAGCUAAGCCGCAGACUGAGGCCCAACCAUCGACGUCGCAGUCUACGGCGGACGUGGAUGCGCUGUUCAUUGGGCGGCCAUUGGUGGUGCAGCGGGUGGCUAAGAGGAAGCCUGUCGCGAAGAAUAUUAAUAUGAAAGUCAAAGUUCCAUAUCAACACGCUAAAUCAAACAACAAUAUACAUUGA